AUGAUCUGUCAUGUGCCAUAUUCGGACUAUGAGUCUCCGGACUUCGCAAUGAAGAUGCGUGUCAGCGUGGCGGCAGCAGUGCUCUGCACAGCAGCCAGUGUCGUGAUCUGGUGGAACCAGUCAAGCGAGUCGAGCGUCGGUGAGCGGAGAGAAGCUUGUCAAAGGUGUUCAGUGAAGACGGCUCCACAUAUUGUUGGGCUUCCUGCCCGCGUGAUUAUCGCCAGCCACCCGAAGACGGGCUCCACCACUCUGCUUCGAGCUGCUGCUGCUUCCCUGGGAUAUGGAAAGGCGAUACGAGGACAUUAUCUUGGGGUGGAAGGUGCAUCUCAUUGGGACACAGAAGCACUGCGUUGGCUAGUAAACUGCACGGCUGCAAGUUGGUGCUUGACGUUGGGCUUGAAUGGAAAGCUUGCUGCGUCGAAGGCCAACAGCCAGCGGAAACUAGAAGAGGAGGAAGAAGCGGUCAUUUUUCAGACGAAAAAGUACGCUUUUACUGGGAUGUACUCUCAUCUCAAUGGCAGACCGAUCACAGUUAGUUUGCCUCCCGCAGAGGGGCUCAAGCCUGAAUUUUGCAAAUCAAGUUUUAUCCCCGGAAAUGGUUGGAUUGUUUCGGGACUUCGAAGACCGGGACCCCUAUGGGUGUCAGCCCAUUUCCAGAUGGUUGUUACAAUGGAUUGCCACGGGGAUCUUUCCUGUGCGGAAAAGUAUUUCCAGGGCUGCUCUGACGAAGACCUCGUAAAGGGCAUCAUCAAUCAUACCAGAUUUGGAAGCCACAGGUUUAAUCACUGGUGGUGGGACACCUACCUGGCCUUGUACAGGAUUGGGCUUAACUUUUCUUUGGAUGAUGUAUUUCGCGAGAGGGCUGCCAUUCUGCCGACUGCUGUUUGGGUGGUGCUGCCAGGGCUGGAGGCAGGCAUGAAAGCACGUGAAGCUGCUUUACGGCCCUGGCUGAGUGUGAACUUAUCUGAGAACGUCAUGAAUCAGUCGCGACAGUCGUGGGCAAUGCAGUAUGCACGGAUGAUGAACCAUUUUCGCAAUGAGUCACAGUGGCCAACUGAUGUAGCGCAAGGGCUGCGAAGCAGUGACAUGAUGACCCUCUUUUAUCCUGAUGCCAAGCUGUUCUGA
Molecule: messenger RNA, 1125 nt
Organism: Symbiodinium natans
Lineage: Eukaryota; Dinophyceae; Suessiales; Symbiodiniaceae
Source: the annotation of a GenBank genome assembly